Messenger RNA from Acromyrmex echinatior (Panamanian leafcutter ant), 2480 nucleotides. RefSeq names its product membrane-attack complex domain containing protein torso-like (gene tsl). The record is from RefSeq and is a predicted model, not a curated record. NCBI's taxonomy places the organism in Eukaryota, Metazoa, Arthropoda, Insecta, Hymenoptera, Formicidae.
GUGCUCGCGUAUGUUGUACGCUCUCUCGCGGUCGCUCGCUCGCCGCGAAUGGAUUCAAGAUUUCAGCCGCAGUCGUAGACGUUCGGUGCCCACGGUCAGAUCGGGACCCGGCACAGUCGACAGAGUCGAUCGCGCUUGAGAUCGAUCGAUCGCUCAGGAUCGGCGGAAUCGCCCAAGUGUCCCCCACCUCGUUGACCGGGAAAACCCUCCCCUCGACGAGGCGUGCACACGUGCCCGCGCAAAACUCAGGACGGACACAGUUUCGUUAUCCGCCAAUCGAUCGGUCGAUCGAUCGAAUCGCGAUUCACCGCAAUCAAAUUCUCAGCAUCCCCCGCGAAAAAGGGAGGACGAGUAUCGGACAUCGAGGUGGGUAACGGGGAGGAAAAUACGGACGGAAACACGGUGCCCGGUUCGUUAUCGAUCGACCGACAGCCGACAGGUUCGAGAGAUGGAUGCAGCCACAAAAGAUCGCCGACGAGAUUUCGUUCCGGCAUAGAUCGAUCGGUGUACGAUCGUACGCGAUGAUCGGCUGUGUGUGAGUAAUGUAACAUGGUAGCUGGGUAGUUUGAUGAUCCAGAAUCAAUCAUACAGAAGGAUUUGAGAGAUUGCGUUGCGUGUAUUGGCAAUUUCGAAAUUGGGUGACCGCUUUCUUUAGAUGUUUACAAGUGUCGUGAGGAGAAGCCGUUCGAUUUGUCGUCUACUUGAAGAAUUAAUAUAACGAUGAUUAUUAAUGCUCCGAAUUAUAUUGUAUGACAUUUAACUGCUCUUCUGGAUAGCCAAGCUGAAGUAUCGAAGAUGGGGAAACCUUAAAGUAUUUAGAUAUCACUGACCCAGGUAGCCGCCCAGAGAUGUGGUCACGCACGCGGCUCUUCUUCCUGGCAUCGAUGCUCGCGUUACUGAUCGGCGUCCACAUCACCAGGUCGCAGCGUCCGCGACUCGGCGGCGCCGUGAACGUCUUCAGCCGUUACGGUUACCUGAGCAUCAGUAUGCGAGUAGUGCCGCGUAACGAUACGGAGACCUGGAUAUUCCGUGAACCCACCCUCGACGUCUUCAAGAAUUCCACGCCGUUGCCGCCCAAGCAACACCAAGCAGGCAAAACUACUAGUGUCUUCGACGGCGAUUUUCAUAUGGAAUUUUGCGACAAUAUCAGACAGCUUCUGCAAGCCUAUUUCCGUGACUUCACUUUCGAGAAGCUGGAGAGGCCGUGGCGUGCCUUCACUGGUAGUUGGUCGAAGACGGCCAUAGCCAGGCACCUCGGCAUAAACUCGUCCUUCAUCACGGGCGACCAUUGUUACGUCCUCGUACGUGUCGCUAGAUACCGUGAUAAUCAACGACUCGCCGGCACCGCUGAGACUCUCGUCCUUGAUGAUUCCGUGUUGCGGCAAACCGAGAACGUCACGGUCGGCGACACUGCGAGUGUUGUACGAUUCAUCAGGAACUUCGGUUCACACUACAUCGCUUCCUAUAUUACGGGAAAUUCGCUUUAUCAAGUAUUCGUAUACACUCCUCAAGUAUAUUCGCGAAUAAAAGAACGGCUGAAGACACGGGGAGUCGCGGAGCUGUCGUCUCUCGAGCUGAGCAAUUAUUUUUCACCAUGGUACGCGGAGCAUACGGGUUCCAUACAAUCGGCAAGCGGCAAUCGUAGCGUGGAAGCAUGGGCCGUGCAACGUCUUCGAGUGCAAUAUUAUAUCUUCACUUACGCCAGUUUACUAAAGUUGCACGGCGAUACGGCGUUGCUUAAGCAACUAGACAGCCUGUUGGGCGACGAAGCGUUACUGCAAUUACAAUUGCGGACAUUGGCGCCAGCUUUUAAGGAUUCAAAAAGACGUCAGUGGUUUCUGGAAGUGAUCGACAACUAUUUCAAGCUCUGGGAGGUGAAUAUGUGAUGACGUAAUGCAAUUGUAGACGGACUGAAAGCAUUUAGGAUAUCGCUCGCGCUUGACAUCGUCGAACGGCAAUAUGUAUAUCAGUGUGAGAAUGUAAGUGACACUGAUAAUUUCGACGUGGUGUGAGGAUCCACGGUGUCCCUAGAAAUGAUUGUGACGAUUCAGCGCCCGUCGUGAGUCGUCAACGCUAACUAUAAAGGUUCCUCGGACGGAUAUAUCCUUCUGCCACAGAAUAUAUACAAUAAUGCAUAAAUACUGUUAUUGUUAUAAAUAAGUAUUUAUUAUUGUAAUCAUUAGAAAACAUCUUUAUACAAAAUAUUUUUAAUAUAUCACAAACAUUAUUCGUACGAUCUGACUGAAGAACGUGGUGUCACAAUAUACCGUAAGUUCUUUACUCGAAAUUGAUUCAUUGACGUACAAAAGAGAUAGUAGCAUGUAUUUUAUAUAUUUAUACAUAUAUAAAAAAAUGAUUUGUGCGUUUUAUUUGUUUGACCCGAUGUGCACUGUACAACACAUGCAGAUCAAUGGAUCAAUCCUUCGCUUGAAAUGCGAAUUUACCAUGUAGGUAUUUUAUAAUAAAUUAUCUUAUAAUAA